AAGCGGAUGCCAAGGAUGCGGAGCUUCUGGAGUCGCAUCGUCAUGGCAGGUGAUGCAAGCAGGAUAUACAAGCGCAGCCCCCAGGAGCUGCUGUGCGGCGCCAGUCUGAUCAGUGACCAAUGGAUCCUCACUGCUGCACACUGCAUCCUGUACCCGCCCUGGAACAAGAACUUCACCGCCAACGAUAUCCUGGUUCGGCUCUGCAAGCACGACCGGGCCACGUUUGAGCGCGGCCAGGAGAAGAUCGUGGCCAUCAGCGAGAUCAUCGUCCACCCGAAGUACAACUGGAAGGAGAAUCUGAACCGCGACAUCGCUCUGCUGCGCCUGAGGCGCCCGGUGGAGUUCACCGACCGGAUCCAUCCGGUCUGCCUGCCCAGCGAGAAGGUCGUCAACACGUUAUAAACCUGAGGAUGCCCA
Molecule: messenger RNA, 417 nt
Organism: Perca fluviatilis (European perch)
Lineage: Eukaryota; Metazoa; Chordata; Actinopteri; Perciformes; Percidae
Product: prothrombin-like
Exons: 4
Coding region: 7-402 (131 amino acids)
Biological process (GO): platelet activation; positive regulation of blood coagulation; proteolysis
Molecular function (GO): serine-type endopeptidase activity
Source: RefSeq, a predicted model, not a curated record